Molecule: messenger RNA, 1030 nt
Organism: Microsporum canis CBS 113480
Lineage: Eukaryota; Fungi; Ascomycota; Eurotiomycetes; Onygenales; Arthrodermataceae
Exons: 1
Coding region: 11-1030 (339 amino acids)
Source: RefSeq, a predicted model, not a curated record
AUAUCCAACAAUGGAGCGCAUCUACCUUCUUACCCACCCCCGCUCUGCCUCUAACCUCCUCGUCCAGAUUCUGGGCUUGGAAGACCAGCCAAAUGUCAAGGCUCGUCCACACGCUGGCUAUUAUUUCCUAGAUACUCUCAUUGCCCUUGGCGAUAUGGGUCUCCGAGCCAAACAUGUCGACGAGUGGACCGAGGAAGAAAGGACCAAGGUUCAAGCAAUGUACCAGAAGGGAUACGAAGAAAUGAUGAAAGAUGUUGACAAGUCGAAGGAAGAAGGCAGAAUCUCGGUUGUCAAGGAGCAUGCCAAUGUCAUCAUUGGGCCCAGCCAUCAAACAAAAUUCAUGUUCAAGACCGACGAUGUUAAGGAGGCACCACUCACCCUCGACGUUGCCCAGGGGUCCGAGGUUGUCCGUUCUCCAGGAAACCACACCAUCUUCUCUGAUGAAUUCCUCCUUACCUGGAAGCCUGUCUUCCUCAUCCGCCACCCAGCUCUCAUGUUCCCAUCCUUCUACCGAUGCAUGGAUGACUUCAGAAAGAUGCAAAAGGAAGAGAUUGGUACCACCGGCUCACUUGAAGCCGGAAAGCCUGAUCUACCCAUCUACAUGAGCUUCCACAACAUCCGGUCCAUGUAUGACUGGUACAGCGAGAAGCUCAACCAGGUUGGAUCGUCUUCCACCACUCAGCCCUGGCCCAUCGUUAUCGAUGCCGACGAUGUCAUAGCUGAUGAAACCGUGGUCCUCAAGCUGGCCGACAUUAUCGGGCUGGACCGUAACCACCUCAAGUUCACCUGGAACCCCGUCAGCGAGGAGGACUCAAAGAAAUACAACCCCAUGGCCAAGCGCAUGCUGUCCUCACUUAAUGCUUCAAAUGGUAUCAUGAAGGACAAACUUGCUGCUAACAUCGAUAUCGAAGCCGAAGCCACCAAGUGGAAGGCUGAGUUCGGUGAAAUCGACGGAGCUAAGAUGCACAAGUGGGUGACUGAUGCCAUGCCAGACUACGAAUACUUGAAGUCUCGCCGACUUACCGCAUAG